Messenger RNA from Acanthamoeba castellanii str. Neff, 588 nucleotides. RefSeq lists its product as uncharacterized. The transcript has 2 exons. Lineage: Eukaryota; Discosea; Longamoebia; Acanthamoebidae. The record is from RefSeq and is a predicted model, not a curated record. The coding region runs from base 1 to 588 and encodes 195 amino acids.
AUGCACCACGUCCACAACUUUCUGGCCUCGCUCGCCGUUCCGACCUGGGCCGCCACGCCCCAGCGACGUCGCCGACGGCGCACCAACACGGCCGAUGGCGAGGUCGGCAACCACAAGACAACGCUGAAGUCGACGAAGAGGAAAGUGGCCGACGAUGGUGAUGACGAGGCGCACCCCGACACGACCGCAACUACGCCUUCGUCUACAACGGGACAACCACGCAAACACCGCAGAGUUCAGCGAGACGAGACACAAACGUCACAAAACAAGGCGGCGGCGACCACGGCCAAGGGCCGGCGACGACGAAGUGCCACGACUUCGACGGCUACUACCACGGUGAGCAAGCGAGGGUCGCAGGCAACGUCGAUCGCGUUCCUCCUCAACGACGCGAGCACGGAUUGCGCUCUGGACGACAGCACAUUCGUCUUCGACUACGCAGCAUCGCCAUCGUCGUCGCAAGCCUCCUCGCCCACGCCGUCUCCGAUUGAGCCCGCAGCGCCUUCGCAACCGAGCCCACCCAUCCGUUCCGCACUGCACACGGCUCCUCCUGGUGGAUUCCCCUUCCCGUGCCACUUCGUCCUCGGCUGA